Molecule: messenger RNA, 778 nt
Organism: Aphidius gifuensis
Lineage: Eukaryota; Metazoa; Arthropoda; Insecta; Hymenoptera; Braconidae
Product: sperm flagellar protein 1-like
Exons: 2
Coding region: 155-778 (207 amino acids)
Biological process (GO): regulation of cytoskeleton organization
Cellular component (GO): axoneme
Molecular function (GO): microtubule binding
Source: RefSeq, a predicted model, not a curated record
AUUUAUAUAAAUAAACUCUUUAUGCUUAAAAAUAAAUAUAUAUUGUCAUUCUCUUAUAUAUAUAAAACCAAGUUCAAAUAACUGGUUUCCAUGGUAAUUUAAAUUAUUUUUAAAUAUUUUAUAUAACAAACUUAUUAAUCAUGUUUUUAACGAUAUGAGUUCCCAUUCUGAUGAAGAAUUCAACGAAGUCAUUGAUGAAAUAUACACUUGGCUAGAUCAACAGACAUUUUCAAGGCCAAGAAAAAAUAUAUCACGAGAUUUUUCCAACGGUGUUUUUAUGGCUGAAAUAUUAAAAAAAUAUUAUCCAAAACUCGUUGAUUUACACAAUUAUUCUCACAGCAAUAGUUUGACAAAAAAAAUUGACAAUUGGUGUACAUUAAAUAGAAAAGUAUUAAGUAAAAUUGAUUUAAAAAUAAGUAACGAUGUCAUUAAUCAACUUGCAAAUUCACAUGAUAAAACAAUUGAAACAGUAUUAAUAAAAUUACGUUCAAAAAUAAUAAAAGAUUGUAAUGAUGAAAGAAAUUUACUAUAUGCUGAUAGUAUAUCAAAUGACACAAAAACAGAAGUUGAAUCAGUACUUGAUUUUGAUGAAGUACAAAAUAAAAUGAUACCACGUUCAGCAUUUUUAAAAUUACGUCAAGAAUUACAAGAUAAAAAUGACAUAAUUAAUUCAUUAAAUGAUAAAAUAUCACAUUUAGAAAGUUUAAUUAAAUUAAAAGAUCAAAGAAUUGCUGAUUUAUCAACACAAAUUAUAACACUAGAUAAACAAGACAUUUAA